Messenger RNA from Daldinia caldariorum, 2992 nucleotides. RefSeq lists its product as uncharacterized. The record is from RefSeq and is a predicted model, not a curated record. Lineage: Eukaryota; Fungi; Ascomycota; Sordariomycetes; Xylariales; Hypoxylaceae. Gene Ontology annotation, cellular component: cytoplasm. The coding region runs from base 186 to 2888 and encodes 900 amino acids. The transcript is spliced from 3 exons.
AAUUGUGUAGGUUUACACAAUUUACUGUCGUCAUAGGCACACAAACACCCCAUCAGAAAUUAUCUGUAAAUUCUGGGUGUUACUUUUUUUAUUCCUAUUUUUGAGGUCUUGGUCGGUUAUUGUCAUUGUGUUUCACUCUGUUCCCCUUCGGCGACUGUUAAGCCGAAAUCGAUCACCUGCAGACCAUGAGCUCCAGCAAUAUUAAGCCCAGUACCUCAACCAAGGUCGGCCAGAGCGCAUACCCAGGAGUUGCGCCAAACAAUCAAUCAAUUUUGCUUGAAAAGCUAAACGUUCGAAGAUCUACGCCAGACUCUGAAGCCUUAGCAAGUUCAGACGACGAACCAGAUCCUCAUCGACAAGAAGCACAGCGACCACAAGUACAGCCUCAGAAGCCCGUACGCCGUGCCUCUUGGCUGAAUGAUACAUCACAAGCUACGUUGCCUCAUCCAAGGAAAGGUUCAUUCGCGAGCAGUUCCAUGUCACCAACAGCUUCCCAUCCCAGCACCCCAUCAGCCGAAACAGGUGCAACUGCUUGGGGUGCUCACACUACUUCUUCGGCAGCGAUGGGAAGGGGACACCAAGGACCGCCGUCUUUCCCAUGGGGAACAGGCAUUUGGAAUACAGAGCGUAAGGAGCCGCCUUCUCGAUUGACCGAAGUUCUCCCAUCACCGACGUCUACUGUCCCUAGUGGCGCUGGUUUCUUCGGUGAAGAUAGUUCGUUGUCACAGACUUCUCCCACUCCGCGAGAGCAAAAUCCUAAUCCACAAAUCCCGUUUGCCAUUCCCUUACACCCAACUCCGAAGACAUACCGCUCGCAGUCAUACUCAGUGGGUCAACUAGACCCAGAUACGACGACACCGACGAUGCCUACGCCCUCAGUACAUUCGGGGAGACCGCGUGCUCUUGGGCAUCCCGGAUUGCAGCACAGACCUUCGCGCCCGAGUAUGUUAAGUGAGAUGUCUAGCGAAGGUGCGAUGUUGGGUAAAGUAAAAGAAGUUGAGGAUGACGAUGAUGAGAGUGCCAGCGAUUCGGCCCAAGCAUCUCACCAGCAGCAAAGUGCUGAAGCGAAGACGAUAGAGUUGCUCACUCGCGAGAACGCCAUGCUGAGACAGCAGCAGCAGCAGCAGCAAUACCACAACUCCCGAAUUAGACCCCGUGCUUCAACUGCUGCUACAUACGGAUUAGGUAACGGAUAUGGUGUCCGCGGGCCCGUUCCUGAAGAGUCUGAUUUUGCGAUUGAUGAGUUGGAUGAAGCUGGAGAGGGUGCGGACAGCGCUUCGAAACGAGGAUUAGGAAGGCGCAUGAGCGAGUACGCGUCUACGUCUGCGGCUUUCCGUUCCCCUUACCCCCUAGAGAACAGGAAGCUGGAGAAUGUUAAGAAGGCCUAUUGGCAGAGUUCGCUAGGGUUUGGUGGGUUAAGUGAAAUUUCGCAGAGCCGUAGGCAUUCGUUUGCCGAUGUGCCUACUCGACAAGGAUCAAUCGGUUCUAUUGGUGAGGGUGUUUCGCUUCAUGACACAACGUCCGCAGAGGGAGCACAAUCCCACUCCCAAGAUUUUGGUGGGUUCCCCGAUGGUGCUAACUUUCAAACUACUAGUCCUGUAUCCUAUUACUCAGGUGGGGGUAAUGCUCCCAAUGCUCACCAAGCCCUUGCGUCCGCUUACGGUAAUCCGUAUCAAUCGCCCUACGGACUACCUUCGACCUUUGGCAAUCGCGCACCGUCACCUCACAGGAGUAUGUACGGAAUGAGCCAGCCCAGGCAUAACCAGCUGCUGCAUAUCGUACUAUUUAAGUGUUCCCGGGCCGAUGUAUUUUACAUCCAAGAAGGCACUGGUCUUACAGUGAAACCUGGAGAUCUCGUCAUAGUAGAAGCGGAUCGAGGAACUGAUCUUGGAACCGUGGCUCGUGACAACGUGGACUGGCAAGCAGCUAAAGAACUGAAGGAGCAUUACACUGAAGAGCACUAUAAGUGGUUGAUGAUGUACUCCCAAAAUGCCGCGGCCGCCCAGGAAGGGACCGGGGCUGGUUUGAUGGCUGCGUCCAACGGUCUUCAAGGCAGCGCAAUUGGCGGAAUGGGGCCACCAAGCCAGCAUCAUAUGCAAGAAUCAAACGCGGGCGAACUAAAGCCGAAGCUCAUCAAGCGCUUAGCACAGAGUCACGAGAUUCACAAUCUUCGAGAUAAAGAAGGAAACGAAGCCAAGGCAAAGCGCAUGUGUAUGCAAAAGGUUAAGGAGCAUGGCCUAAACAUGGAGAUUUUGGAUGCUGAGUUCCAGAUGGACUGGAAGAAACUAACAUUUUACUAUUUCGCCGACUCAUAUAUCAACUUCAACUCGCUUGUCACCGAUCUUUUCAAAAUAUACAAGACGCGGAUUUGGAUGUCUGCUAUUAAUCCUGCCUCAUUCGCCAGCCCGACCCUAGGACUGCAGGCGCCCAGCGGCAUCGGUCCAGGCGCUGUCGGACUUGGAAGAGGAAGUGGAUCCGCCAACACAGAACGAAGAUCCAAUCCACCUCAGGACUCACAAAGUGCCUUCGCCAAUCCAGGUGCUGCAGGUCGACCUUUUCAGCCAUCUUUCAACCCGCCGUUCGGGGGCCCAGAUCGUCCUUCAGUACCUAGUUCUGGAUACCCCCCAACCGGUUUCCCAUAUUCCGCGUAUGGUGCGUUCAGCAGUGCCUCGAGGUCUGGCGCAGUACCAUACGUCCCGAAUAUGAUGCAAGGAAUGGAGGCGUACCCCAGCGGCUUCUCCCAGCCUGGGGAAUUCCCUCCAAGUAUGCGAACACGCUAUCCGAGUCCCCACACGGCUCCUUCCCCUCACGAUCAGUCGGUGCCUAACAUGACAGGGCAGAACGAAUGGGUUGGGGCGUUUCAGGGGCUCUCUCUAAACUCCCGCUGAAGGCAAAGAAUCUACGGGUAGGAUUCAUUCACUUUCUCACGUCCUUUGAGAAACCUCUCUCUCUCUCUACUCAUGAACCUGGAGAGAAACUUCAGAUUCGUUAA